Messenger RNA from Nanorana parkeri, 3969 nucleotides. RefSeq names its product zinc finger protein 280D (gene ZNF280D). Gene Ontology annotation, biological process: regulation of DNA-templated transcription. Gene Ontology annotation, molecular function: RNA polymerase II cis-regulatory region sequence-specific DNA binding; DNA-binding transcription factor activity, RNA polymerase II-specific. The record is from RefSeq and is a predicted model, not a curated record. NCBI's taxonomy places the organism in Eukaryota, Metazoa, Chordata, Amphibia, Anura, Dicroglossidae. Bases 265 to 3597 code for a protein of 1110 amino acids. The transcript is spliced from 22 exons.
UCUCCUCUCUGACCAGCCUGCUGCGCCUUCGCACUCCGCCCGCAGCCCACAAAUGGCGCUGUGCCGGGGCAGGACAGCACAUGCUCCCCCGGCCUGCGCGCCUCCAGCACACAGGCAGCCUCGUCCGACCUACCAUUACCCAGCAUUCACCGCAGCGAGUUCACGCGAGCUCCCCGAUAGCAGCAGCCCCGGCACGGCUUGCCGUCGCUUUUUUUGCUAAGGUGCCCGAGCCCGGUCCUCUGCCGAGCCCCGCACACGGAUGAAAUGGCUGAACUUUUGAUGGAAUGUGAGGAGGAAGAACUUGAACCAUGGCAGCAACCAGAGAAAGAUGCUAACGAAGAAGAGGAGGACGAUGAUGAACCUAUCUUUGUCCGUGAAAUUAGUGGUUCAAAAACCACCAGCGCUGGCAAUUCUUCGGGGACCCAGCCUACUUCAGUCAGAAGGGCUGAGAAUGGAACACCUGCUAGAGGAGCCAAUACUACAUUUCAGUCCCCCAAUAAAAACUACAAACCCACUACUGCAGCACACAAUGUUGCAAAUGUCAGUCAACCAGCUGCACCUAUGUAUCAGCCUGUUACUAGACCAGCAGUUAGUUCUGCCAUUGUUCAACCACUACCAAGACCUGUUGGCAUGCAAGAGCCAGUAAGGAGACCUGUUAGUGGAGGAAUUCCAUUUCAGCAGCCACCAAGACCAAGUCCGGUUAUGCAGCCCAUUUGCAGGCCAGUGGCAUUCACGCCAAACACUCCACCAGUAUGUCGAAACAUCACAUUUCCUACUGUGUCACAACAACCGCUACGACCUGUUGCUACCAUCCCUGCACAGCCUGUCAUGUUAAACCAGGGUUAUAUUAUGACUUCUCCCCAAGUUUCUGCUAAUAAUUCUCAUAAUGUAAUGUAUGCUUUGCGGCCAAGUGCAACACUAACACAAUAUCAAGGUGUGCAGACGCUUACUACAACAGGAAAUGCUACUCCAUUAAUUCGACCACUACAACCCUUACACCAAAUCCGCCCAGUUUCUACACCAGCAAGGACAGCACCCACUUUCAUUCAUAGGUCUCCUGCUCCUACCCCAUCGAUGCUGCAAAACAACCUAAUACCAGUACUUCAACAGCCUUUACAGCAGAAUUCACAGAAAACCCAACAAACUAUCCUUACACAAAGCUCCUCAGCAAACAUAGGUCGAAAUGAAAAUGCACCAGCUGCUAAACGACCAGCUACUAUCGAUCUCACAGAUGACUCCCCGAAAAGGCAAAAAACCAAUGAGAAUUUAGCAGAUAAUAGGCCACUUGGAGCUUCUCCCACAGUAUCUACUCCAAUGUCAAUGGCUGCGAGACAACAGCAAACAACUCCAUUGCAAGAUACACCCACAAAAGUUAAUGCAGGUAGCGGUUCAGGAACAACUCCAACAAAAAACGGAAUGCCUUUUCCUCGAGCUUGUCCGAAAUGCAAUAUUCACUUCAACCUUUUGGAACCUAUGAAGAACCAUAUGAGGUAUUGUUGUCCAGAAAGGAUGCAACAAUUUUUCCCCAGAGUAGAAAACGCAGAAGUUCCAAGAGCACACAAUCCAACAGAAGAGAAUGACAAGGGAAAACUGAUAAUGUUGGUCAGUGAAUUUUAUUAUGGAAAGCAUGCUGGGGACCCUCUGCUGGUACAACAAGACCAGAAGACAAAUACGACUUUCAAGUGUUUCAGCUGUCAGAAAGUUCUCAAAAACAAUAUAAGGUUUAUGAACCACAUGAAGCAUCAUUUGGAACUUGAGAAGCAGAGUACAGAAAGUUGGGAAAACCACACCACCUGUCACCACUGUUAUCGCCAGUUCCCAACUCCUUUCCAGCUGCAGUGCCACAUUGAAAGUUCUCACACGCUCUAUGAAUCCACAACCAUUUGCAAGAUAUGUGAAUUGUCAUUUGAAUCUGAGCAGAUUCUGUUACAGCAUAUGAAGGAUAAUCAUAAGCCUGGAGAAAUGCCAUAUGUUUGCCAGGUGUGCAAUUAUAGGUCUUCAGUUUUUAAUGAUAUCGAUGUUCAUUUUCGAAAUGUGCAUGAAAACACCAAAAAUUUGCUCUGCCCGUUUUGUCUGAAAGUUAUUAAGUCUGGAACACCGUACAUGCAGCAUUACAUGAAGCACCAGAAUAAAGGUGUGUAUAGAUGUGCGAAGUGCAGGCUGCAGUUUUUGAGUUGUAAAGAAAAAAUGGAUCACAGAGCUCAGCAUCACAGAACAUUCAGAAAGCCAAAACAACUGGAAGGUCUUCCGCCAGGAACAAAGGUCACAAUCCGAGCGACUUCUGCAGGCAAUCCCAACCCUGUUUCCCCUCCUACCACUUCCAUUUGUAGAAGCCCUCCCUCGACACCACCUCAGCCAAUUCCUAAAAUAAAGACUGUAAGCCUUAAGAACAAUCAAAUUUCCCCACCUAAAGUAAACAUACUGUCACCAAAACCUAAAUCACCUCCAAAGAAGUCUGCAACUUCAAACACCACAAAAAGAAUCAAGAUGACCAAUACAGCACUGCGAAAUAUAAGGUACGUUCCUGGGUUCCAUAACUGCAUUGAAUGUCAUCGUCAAGUGGUGGAUUUUGAGGGUCAUUUCCACACCUAUGUACACUGUAGCAAAUGCAAGUUCAGUACCAGCUGUAAUAAAGCUUACACUAGCCACAUGCAAAGCUUUCAUGGCAGAAAUUCCAGCAAAAAAUCCAAAGCUUUGAAAAAACAUCCCAAGGAUAAAAGGCGUAUAACUGUGGUAUGCCUGAACUGUGAUUUCCUGACCGAUCUUUCUGGUUUAGAUGACAUGGCCAAACAUUUGAGUGAAAGUCACACUCAUUCAUGCCAAGUGGUUACAGAGAAUGUUUCCAUAUUUUCCUCAACUCAUGAAGGAGACAUGUCUAAAUCAAGACUUCAUCUUCCAGUAGAGCAAGUUAAAACUGGUAAUCAGGAGGAAAACACUGGCUCGGUCAAUUAUGCAGUAACAGUUAAAAGCAUAGAGAACAAGCUAAUGACCGAGGCAACAAAGAAUGAAAGUGAUGCAUGUGAAAAUAGUAGGACCUCUCAAGGCCAAAGAAUCAUGUUGUUAGUUAAUAGUCAAAUGACUAGUCUUGAGCAUGUAGAUGUGACCACUGAGAGUUCAGGCAGCUGUUCUCCAAAUCCAGAAGAAGCAGCUCAGCUAAUGGAGACAGAAAGUAGCGAGAACAUUGUCCUUACUGAAGAGAGCGGGGCUUGCAAAGACACUAUACUAGAGAUUGGUGAGCCUUCUGAUAAUGAAGCCAGCAUUACAGAUGUUUAUGAAGUAAUGUCUUCUCCUAUGGAAGCUGAAGAUUGGCAAGAUUUAAACCCUUCUAAUGACAGCAUUGGCAUUGAACAGUUUUUAAGAAGGGAUGCAGCAGACUCUGUAAGUUCUGAUGUCAGUGAACCUAGUAGUCUACCUUUGGAUCCCUUAACCCCUUCGGUGGUGUUGGAACAUGAGACUACAGAGAUAUUGCAAAAGGGCACAGUGAAUGUCAGUUCACAGACUGGAUCAAACGGAGAGAAAGCUGAAGAAGAUGAAGACAGUCAUACAAAUAUAUCCAUGGCUGUUCAAGCUGAAAAAGAAAGUGAAAUUGUUUUGUAGGAGAUUGGGACACUCCAGGUGGUGGAUUAUUUGCUACUGUUUGAAUGCAUGGUCAAAGAUCCAUGGACUUUAUCUCCAAAUCACUGCUGAAAAUUCGUUCUGUGUUUUGGAAGCAAGGCUUGGAAAACGUGAUGUUGUUUGCCCUUACAGCUACCUUAAACAUCAGUAUUAGGAGUGACAUAACAGGGCAGCUAGGGAGGAAGGACAACAUGUUAAAACAUUUCAUUCUGACUUGAUUAUCCUUGGACACUUCUGUUUUGUAUGUUUCCGAAUCCUACCACAACUCUAAAGGAUAAAGCGUUAAUACUUUUUUAAUGUUAAAAAUUAUUAUGGAAAGUAUUGAGCUGUAGCAGCUUUGAUACUUUAAAAGUC